Messenger RNA from Fusarium coffeatum, 702 nucleotides. RefSeq lists its product as uncharacterized. The coding region runs from base 1 to 702 and encodes 233 amino acids. Gene Ontology annotation, cellular component: cytoplasm; nucleus. NCBI's taxonomy places the organism in Eukaryota, Fungi, Ascomycota, Sordariomycetes, Hypocreales, Nectriaceae. The record is from RefSeq and is a predicted model, not a curated record. Gene Ontology annotation, biological process: secondary metabolite biosynthetic process. The transcript has a single exon.
AUGUCACACUACCCGAGGCUGCUCUGUCUGCACGGCGGUGGCGCAUCGUCUCGAAUCAUGCGUGCCCAAUUUGCCAAGUUAGAAUGUGCUUUGAACAACCGUUUCCAGCUUGUCUACCUUGAAGCUCCCCUAGACAGUGCCCCAGGCCCAGGUGUUCUCCCUUACUUUGAGAACUGUGGUCCAUACUCCUGCUGGGUCAGCGACGACAAGACACUAUCUGCUGAGGAGAAGCGGCUAGAGGAAGACAGUGCUGUUGCCUACAUCAAGAGCUUCAUGAUUCAACAUGGCCCUUUCGCCGGCAUCCUGGGCUUUUCACAAGGUGCACGUGCAACGGCUAGUAUUCUGCUCGAGCAACAGAGACAACCCUUCACCCACGACAACCUGUUUGGUGUUUUCUUCUGUGGCACAUUUCCUCCUUUCGUACCAGAGACUCCAGAGAUAAAGAUACCCACUGUGCAUAUCCAGGGACUUUCAGAUCCCUAUCUUGAGGAGAGCCAGAUGCUAAUGAGUCACUGCACGAAACAAAGUGUUAGGAGAGUGAUCAAGUUCAAUGGUGGUCAUCAUAUGCCAACAAGCCCUGAUGUUAUUCAACAGAUUGCGGAUGUCAUCACGAUGGUAUACAGAGGGUCAAACAGGAAGAAGGUGCCAAAUCUCUGGAAGAAAAAGCCUUCGAUUGCUACUAUUACUGCGAUCGAGAUUUGA